Molecule: messenger RNA, 312 nt
Organism: Aspergillus alliaceus
Lineage: Eukaryota; Fungi; Ascomycota; Eurotiomycetes; Eurotiales; Aspergillaceae
Exons: 2
Coding region: 1-312 (103 amino acids)
Source: RefSeq, a predicted model, not a curated record
AUGUUUCAAGAGCGACGCCGCGCAGAAGAACUCCCAGACUUCGAGCAUGUGUAUGGUCUCAGACCUUCCAUUAUUAUAGAAAUUGCGAGCAAAGGUUACAACGACAUUCUCAACUUGCUUAACGCCGCAGGAGGUUUUCAUCUCCAAGGUGUCCGACUUAAAAAUCAAGAGAGAGAUAUAUUUGACCAUGUCACGCAGCUAGUCGCGGAAGGGAAGUUCAAGGAGGCUGAUGAAGCGAGUCGGGAGUUCCCGUUCGAAGAAGGUUCUAUCGCAGGAGAGAUUAUUACGGAGGUCGAAGUUGAUGACGACUAA